Cryptomeria japonica (Japanese cedar) is the source of this 1920-nucleotide messenger RNA. RefSeq lists its product as uncharacterized. NCBI's taxonomy places the organism in Eukaryota, Viridiplantae, Streptophyta, Pinopsida, Cupressales, Cupressaceae. The transcript has a single exon. Bases 1 to 1920 code for a protein of 639 amino acids. The record is from RefSeq and is a predicted model, not a curated record.
AUGGCUUUAUUUUUCUUCUACAGAAAGACUGCUGCGGAUGUGGACAACCGUAUCUCGAAUACUGCCAUCCACAACUUCUCCUCUCGGCGCCUCUCUUACGAAGAACGAAAGCUACUGGGUCUCGGCAUCAAGUUCAUUCCAAGGCCUCCACCUAUGUCUCCUUCUCUUAUUGCUGAAGAAUUCAGAGCUUUUGCCCGUUUGUUUCGUCUUCGCGCCUUUUUUGGUCCGGACUCAGAUGCUCCUGCUCCUGCUUCUCCUUUCACCAGAGCCUCGUUCCCACCAAAGUUCAAAAAGCGCAACCCCUUCUGGAAUCCACCUGAUCGGUGCUAUCCUCUAGAAGAUAUUUUGCAACAAGGCGAAGCAAUCCUGCAAAAACAAUUGGCUUCCGUUUCUUUCUCUGCUCGGCCCAUGUUGCCUUCCAGACUGCUCAAGAGUCUAAAAACUCUGAAACGGGAUAAGUCGAUUAUCAUCAAACCCGCUGAUAAGAAUCUCGGACUUGUCAUCCUGGAUUCUUCUUGGUACCGCUCAGAAGGCCUUAGACAACUUUCUGAUUCUCUGGUCUAUGAGCGUAUUGACUCUGUUCCUUGGCAUAUUAUCUGGAAACGGCUCUCUGUAAUCAUUAAGGACUUCAAGUUCCUUCUUGAUCCUGUAUCUGCCUUCCUCACUAAAUUUCCACCUCCCUCUGCGCGGCCCUGUGCUUUCUAUCUUCUCCCGAAGAUACACAAACCCGUCUUGGUUGGUCGGCCCAUCUGCAGUUACUCAGGUUAUAUCUUAGAGCCUGCUUCUCAGCUUUUACACCAUCUUUUGUUUCCCAUCCUGCUUGAACAGAAGUCCCACCUUUCUGACUCUCGUACUCUCUUGCGAGAUCUCGGUUCUCUCCAUCUCCCUACAAGCUGUAUCCUUUUCACCUUUGAUGUGGAAUCUCUGUACCCCAGCAUCCCUACUCCUGCGGGUCUUGCAGCUCUGGAAGAGAUGGUUUCAGAUUACUUCAGAGAGAAUUCUUUUGAUUCUCGGCUUGUUGAUCUGAUUGUCAGAUUGGCUACUUUGGUGCUCACUUUUCACUACUUGGAUUUUGAUGGCAUUACUUACAAGCAAGUCAGAGGAACUGCUAUGGGAAGCAACUUCGCAGUUGUCUAUGCCUGCCUCUUCCUCUGCCAUCUAGAAAACCGUCUGUUUGCCAGUUUUGAUUGUUCUGAGCUCCUGUUUUUCAAGCGGUAUAUUGAUGAUGCAGUUGGUGUCUGGACUGGUUCUGAAGAGACUCUAUCUCUCUUUUUUCAGCACUACCAGAUGUUCUAUCCCGAAAUUAAGAUCACAACUUGUGUUUCUUCUUCUUCGGUGAACAUCCUGGACAUUACUUUUUUCAAGGGAGAACGCUUCUCUGCUUCUGGUAUUCUUGACACUUGUUGUUUCCAGAAGCCUCUGAACGCCUACCAGUACAUCCCUUUUGGAUCCUGGCACCCUCAGCACCAAAAGAAGUCUUUUAUUAUCAGUGAACUGCGCAGAUAUCUUCUUCGGGAAUCCAGUCCCUCUGGUUUUAUUCAGCUGAAGAAAAUGUUCUAUCUCAGGCUUCGAGCUCGCGGCUACCCUAAGAAUUUCCUGCUCCAGUGCUUCAACAAGGUCUCUCGGACAGACAAGUCAGUGCUCCUCAACAAGCUUCAGCUUCAGCCCUUCAAGAGGAGAGGGGCCCCCCUGAUUCUUAAGCUGGAUUAUUGCUCAGCCACUAAAGCUUUAAAUCUCGGGGCCACCCUAAACCCUACACUUCAUCGGCUCUGCCAAGAAGUCCCUGAACUGCAACACAUAUCCCCUCCGAGAGUCUGUUGGCCUGAACUGCAACACAUAUCCCCUCCGAGAGUCUGUUGGCGCAAUCCUAGGAAACUAGGAUCUUUCUUGCUCAGGAGCAGAUUCCUUUCCAGAGGAUAA